AUGGCGCCAAGAACAAAUCCGGCCCCCAUCCCCAAUCCCUUUUCUAUUGACUAUGCACCCACAGAUCGCGCCAUCUGCAAGGGUUGCGAUGGGCGAAUUGGCUUAGACUCUCUCCGCUUCAUUCGAAAGGUGUGGAGCCGAUUCCACGAUGGGUUCGAUGAGCUUAAGUACCAUUUGCGCUGCGGAAAGAAGUUCACCGACAACUUGGAGGAUAUUCGUUAUGCACUGCAGGGAAGAAGAGAACCUAUGUGCUUCCACGGGCGUGUGUGUUGCGAUUUGCCUGUUGCAGUGUGGCAGGCCCUCCGGUGGAAUGACAUACUCAGGGUAUCAAAGAGCUUCAACGUGAAAAUCAACGAGGAGCAUCCGGCAGUGCAGGCAGUGAGGAGACGCAGCGACGCGAUAUGGAGCUUAAAGGCGAUGCUUAUGGAAGUUCCGAAGAAGCAGUUAUUGUCGAUCCUGGACGCGAAUAGCAUUCCAUACAAUGAAAAAAAAAUAUCAAUCGGAGAGGCGGCUCAUAUUGUGGCUGACGGAUUCAUGUUCGGACGCUUUCCUCCGUGUCCGAUAUGCAGCAACUCUACACUCGUUCAAGACGAAGCGAAGAGAUUUCCAGUCUUCAAGAAAUGGAAAUGCCCUGUAAACGUCGAGGGAUGCAUGCAAUUGGGCAACCCUCUAAGCUCUCCUUCUCCCAAAGUCCUUAAGGAGGAAAAUGCUGCAACCGACGCAGUCGAAAUUCCUCCGGGCAUGGAGCUUGUGGGACUAAGCUUUACGUCUGUCGGAACUACGGACCCCUCCAAGCAGGAUCUUCAAGUUUCGAUAGAGCGCCACGGAGGGGAGUAUACGGAUCACCUCGAGAGCCGCACGACCUUUCUGCUGGUGGGAGAUGGAGAUGCGUAUCAAUUUACCAAGAAGUAUAGAGAUGCACAGGCGGCAGGAGUGCCCAUCGUACAUUGCGCGUUCGUGCGAGGCCUAAUAAGAAGAAAAGAUGCCGAACCAAAACUCAAGCUGGCGGAUUGCCGAAAGUGGAAGGGGCCUCAUGACGGACCAGACCCCAGACCCACAGGCCUGUUGUUGCGAAAGAAGAAGUAUGCACAAUACUACGUCGUCGAAGGCAAACUGGCCCACGAGCUGCCGAGCGCUGCAGAGGGCUUCCGCCAACUCAGGAAAAACAAGGAAAGGAGCAGCGCGAAGGUGAAGAGGCCAGCAAUUGCCAAAGAUGCACCGAUCUUGCAGGUGGAUCCACUGUUCAGCAAGAAAGGAGGAAAGAUCUUCAUCGAUGAACUAGGCAACGCGUUCAAUUGCUGCACCCAGUUCACCGACAUCACUACCGGCAUCAACAAGUAUUACGCGAUGCAAAUCGUUCAAACAGGCAAAACGUAUCAUUUUUUUACCAAGUGGGGGCGCCUGGGAGCCGAUGAUAAACUCACAAAUGACUAUCGGCAGCAGUCUUUUGGCCAAGACGUAGACAGCGCCAUCCGUAAGAUCCUUGCACCUCUCGCUGUCCUCUCUGCACUGCGCUUUCUUCCUUGGUCUUUGCGGAAAAGGGUGAACCUGAGAAUAAUUGCCACUUAUCACGAGUCUGUUGCUGCAGAGGCCUUCGAGACAAAGUUUCAGGGGCUCACCGGUACGCACUGGGACGAUCGAUUCAGUUUUGUCCAGCAACCUGGCAGGUAUGGGUUUGUGGAGCUGGCGGGGUACGAGACUGCGCAGAAGGCGAAAGUGGAGCCUCUGCAGAAGCGCCUUAAGACAGAAGAAGCGAGUGCCAGUAGUUGCCUGGCGGAAUGUACUCUGCAGCCCGAGGUGAAGGUGGUAAUUGAACUCAUCUUCGAUAGAAAUUUGGCGGAGAAGCUGUUGAAAGAGCAGCAUCUCAAUCUUCAGAAAUUGCCAAUCGAAUCAAUCUCGAAAAAACAACUGCAAGAAGGCUACGCAGUCCUUCAGGAAAUUCAAAAUUUACUUCGCGAAGAUGCUGUCCAGACCAGCACACUCAAAUAUCAAACCAAAUUGGCCGAUGCAACCAACCGCUUCUAUAUCAAGAUUCCACACAUUUUUACGUAUGCCCAAAAGCCGCCGAUCUUGGAUUCUUUGGCAAAGCUGAGGACAAAGAUUGAAAUGAUGGAACAGCUACUUGAAUUGUAUCUACCUCUUAAGGCACUUAUGCACCCUCUCCUCUCAUUCUUAUUAUUCUGUUCUCAGGUAUCAGUGGCCCAGUCGCUGCUGACGGACGCCCUACUAAACGCCAAGGACAGGCAUCCCCUUGACGCGCAAUACGACCAGCUCUGCUGCAAAUUGGAGCCCCUGCCGGAGGGCAACGAAGAGCGGCAGUUGGUCUGCCGUCUAAUCUCCAAUACGCAUGCACCAACGCACAAUACGUGGAAGCUAAAGGAACGAAGUGUGUUUAAAUGCGACAGAAAAGGAGAGACAGAGCGCUUUAAUAGAGAAAUGGGCAACAGAAUGCUUUUGUGGCAUGGCUCGAGACUGACGAACUGGCCAAGCAUCCUCGCAAAAGGACUGCAGGUUGCACCCCCUGAGGCGCCUUCUUCAGGCUACAUGUUUGAUAAAGGGAUCUACUUUGCAGAUAUGGUUAGCAAGGCUUCGCAAUAUUGCUUCGCUUCAUCGCAGCAGCCUCAUGGUCUCCUGGUUCUGUGUGAGGCAGCGUUGGGAAAUCAAAGGCAGCUCCUCGGGGCGGACUACGAAGCGGCAGCCAAAUGCAAAGCAGAUGGAGAGGACAGUGUUCACGGUGUAGGCCGCAUGUGUCCUAACCCAGAAGCCGACUAUGAGGUCCCUUCAGUUGUAGACGGCAAGGCCGUGAGAGUCUGUGGUGGGAAGAGCUGGAACAACUCCAAGGCGGUUGAUGUUGUGAAAGCAAAAACUCCAGGAAGCCCUGAGGCCGCCCUUAUGUACAACGAAUACGUAGUAUACGACCCGCGUCAAGUCAAAAUUCGCUACUUGAUUCAUGUGGAAUUCGAAUUCGCCUCCUUUGAUCUCGACGACCUCUGA
Molecule: messenger RNA, 2994 nt
Organism: Cyclospora cayetanensis
Lineage: Eukaryota; Apicomplexa; Conoidasida; Eucoccidiorida; Eimeriidae
Product: poly [ADP-ribose] polymerase 1
Exons: 30
Coding region: 1-2994 (997 amino acids)
Molecular function (GO): NAD+ poly-ADP-ribosyltransferase activity; DNA binding; zinc ion binding
Source: RefSeq, a predicted model, not a curated record